Molecule: messenger RNA, 980 nt
Organism: Drosophila busckii
Lineage: Eukaryota; Metazoa; Arthropoda; Insecta; Diptera; Drosophilidae
Product: cuticle protein 16.5
Exons: 3
Coding region: 514-927 (137 amino acids)
Source: RefSeq, a predicted model, not a curated record
UUUAUUAAAUUUUCGCACACAAUGCAUAUAAAUUACAUAAAUCCAUAAAUUCAAAGAAGUGCUGCCUUAAUUACAAUUUUCAACAGGCUCCCCAACCAUUUAUUACAUUAUCUCUAAUUCAACCCAAUGCCAAUGUCAAGGCAACAAAUUGUUGUAAGUACAAAUUGAUGACGUAAAUUAUAAACGAUUGCUUGGGCUGUAAGCAGCGCUAGGUUGGGUGCUAUAUGUAAUUAUUUUUGACGAAUUUGCUUUGUGUUGUUUUUCGUAUUUAACAAUAACCGCUUGUCAACUGGCCAACUGGCGAUGACGGUGGCUCAAAAGCGUCGCAGCCAAAACGAAAACGAAAACAAUAACAAUGAGCCCAAAGCUACGAAACUGUGGUAAUGCCAAUGAGGGCGUUAGAUAUAUAAAUAAACAGACGACACUUAAUGAGCCAGAGUGCUACCCAGUUUACAUCCGCAUAACAAGAACUUGUUCUUGGAUAUCACUUGCUCCACAAUUUUUGGACUAUAAAUGGCGCAAGUUUGCUAUGAAGCAGCAUCAGUCAACGCACUACCAGCAAACAACAAGUUCGUCUUACAAACCACAAAAACCAAUCAAAACAAAAUGAAAUUCCUCAUCUGCUUGGCUCUCUUCAUUGCCGCCGCUCAGGCUCAUGUUGUCGCUCCAGUUGCCACAUAUGCCGCAGCUCCAGCUCUGACCUAUGCCGCUUCUCCCGCUCUGACUUAUGCUGCUGCUCCCAGUGUUUACUCCGCUUACGCUCCCAGCGUCUACUCCGCUGCCAUUCCUCGUGCUGCCUACACCAGCUAUGCGGCGCCUUCGGUCUACUCCGCUGCCUAUGCGCCUUCGGUUUACUCCGCAUAUGCUGCUCCAGCUGUAAGCACCUAUGCUGCCCCAGCUGUGGUCUCCACCCUGCUGAAGAAGUAAAUUACACCACAACGACCAUCAAACAAUUUGAAUUCCUUAACGUUUAAUUAGCA